Molecule: messenger RNA, 1818 nt
Organism: Diorhabda carinulata
Lineage: Eukaryota; Metazoa; Arthropoda; Insecta; Coleoptera; Chrysomelidae
Product: probable cytochrome P450 6a20
Exons: 8
Coding region: 203-1699 (498 amino acids)
Molecular function (GO): iron ion binding; heme binding; oxidoreductase activity, acting on paired donors, with incorporation or reduction of molecular oxygen
Source: RefSeq, a predicted model, not a curated record
UUUUUUGACUUUUUGAAAAAGAUAUUAAUGUGUGAAGGUUAAACAAUUUAUUACGCAUUAGAUUAUAUCAAGUUUAAAUGAGUUGUAUGUAUAUGAUUCUAAUUAGAUCAAUCAAGUUUGUGACGCAUGGAUUGUUGUUGCUUAUCAUCAUUUCAAAAUUUAUUUGGUCACUGAAUUUCUUAUAUUUUAUAUAAAAGUGAAUAUGAUCGUAACGAAUAGCUAUUUAUCCGAUUUCAUCAUACUAAUAAUUACUCUAAUAGCCACUUCAAUUGUUUAUAUUAAAUAUAAAUACAAUUAUUGGAAAAACAGAGGAAUAGUUCAAUUGACGCCAACUUUUCCAUUUGGAAAUUAUGCGAAAGCACUACCUAGAGGAAUAUCAUUAGGUGCUAUUACCAAGAGAUACUACGAUGAAUUUAAAAAAAUGGGAUGUAAGUUUGGAGGAGUAUAUAUAGGUUUAGAUCCAUAUUUAGUGAUUGUUGAUCCAUCCUACGCUAAAGAUGUUUUAACAGAAGAUUUUCAAUAUUUCGUGGAUCGAGGACUAUAUUUUAGUAAAAAAGAUCCAAUAUCUGUGCACAUUUUAUCUCAAAGAGGAGAAGAAUGGAAAACUUCUAGAAACAAAUUUUCCGUAAUGUUUACUUCAGCAAAAAUGAAGCAGUUCUUUCAAACGAUGUCUAAAUGCAGUCAGGAUUUAAGAAACACUCUGGAUCGGUACGGUGACGGAGAGAAAGACUUAGAUAUAUUUGAAACAUUUGCUUGUUAUGCAACAGAUGUGAUUGGAUCGGUUGUUUUUGGAGUUGAAGCAAACAGCUUUAAAAGAUCUGACGCAAUUUUCAGGCAACUAGGAAGGGAGAUUUUCACUAAUUUCACCAUAUUAGAUCAAGUGCGUCUCUUUUUAACAAUUUGUUACCCUGACUUUUCAGCUAAAAUGGGUGUAUCGAACAUACAACCUUACAUUCAAGAUUUUUACUUGAAAUUCAUGAAAGAAGCUCUAGACUACAGAGAAAAAAAUAAUAUUAUAAGACAAGAUUUCAUACAGGUUCUGAUUGAGAUGAAACGAUCUGGGAUUGAGCUUACCUUAGAAGAAAUGACAUCACAGGCAUUAUUAUUUUUCACUGGUGGAUUCGAAACUUCAUCUGGAUCCGCAACUUUAAUAUUAUUCGAACUAGGUUUGCAUCAAGAUGUGCAAGAUAAAGUUAGAGAAGAAAUAAAUCAGGUGUUAAAAAGACAUGACGGGAUACUUACUUACGAAGCAAUCAGUGAAUUGACUUAUCUACGUCAAAUAUUCGAUGAAUCUGCAAGAAAAUACCCUCAAAUAACAAAUAUGACUAGGAUAUGUGUUAAGGACUAUACAUUCAAAAACACUGAUAUCACCAUUUAUAAAGGCACAUCCGUACUACUGCCAGUUCUUGGAUAUCAUCGGGAUGAGGAUUAUUAUCCGGAUCCGUCGAAAUGGGACCCUGAGAGAUUUGCCGAUAAAAAUGAAAAGCAUGUAGGAUAUUAUCCCUUUGGAGAUGGACCCAGAAUUUGUAUUGGUGCUCGAUUUGGUUUGAUGCAGGUCAUCUUGGGAGUGGUAGCUGUAUUGAAAGAUUUCAAAGUAUAUGCCAGUCCUAAUACCAAAUUACCCCUGGAGUUUGACGAACUAACUUUCGUUACUAAAAUGAGACAAACCAUAUUUCUGAGGUUGAAAAAGAUAAAAUGAUAAACAAUGAUGUUCACAAAACGUUUUUUUUUUAUGAAGAAAGACAAUUUUAAGAUAAUUAGACAUAUAUUUGUGAAAAAGGCAUUUUGAUUUAUAAGUAGACGAAUUUCAAUGAUAAA